Molecule: messenger RNA, 3213 nt
Organism: Penicillium pulvis
Lineage: Eukaryota; Fungi; Ascomycota; Eurotiomycetes; Eurotiales; Aspergillaceae
Product: beta-glucosidase
Exons: 3
Coding region: 1-3213 (1070 amino acids)
Biological process (GO): glucan catabolic process
Molecular function (GO): beta-glucosidase activity
Source: RefSeq, a predicted model, not a curated record
AUGGCUCGAAAAGGGUACGAGUCGUUGGGACCCAACAAUCCGAACGAACACGCGGCAACCGACUCAGACGAUGAAUUCCACAAUGAACACACAAGCAAGCUGAUCGAAGCCCGAGACGAUGCCGCGGACACGCCCCUAUCGAGCGAUGACGAAUACCCACUCGAGGACGAAGCCAACGUAAAGCUCCUCCCAAUAAAAGCUGACGACGGAUCCAAAUUGAAAUCGCGUCGCCCUCGACGAAAUACAGCUACGAGGAACCGAAGGAUAUCUUCAAGUGACUCGGAUGAUGGGGCAGCCAAUGACGACCCCCAUGCUGUCGGGGAGCGGAUCGAGCAGCUCCUGCAAAAGGACCAAAGGGAGAGGAACGCGUUAUCGGAAUCAUUCAAUCUGGAUCUCGAGGAUGGUGACUCUCUUCUUGCCUUGAGUGACGAGGAUAAUGAGUUAUAUGGGUUCCCAGCUGAUAAACGACCCUACGCCGACGACGAGAACAGUAGAAAUGCGACUUUCCGGUCCAAGAUCCAGGCAGUCGUUCAUAAGCGGCCUUGGUGGCAGAUAUGUGCUCUGCUUGCAAUUGGCUUGGGGGUGAUGUGGCUCUCAGCUGUUGGAUUGAGGAGGUCGUUCAGUAAGAAAGUGGUGGCGGAAUUUGAUUCUGUGCCUUGGUACCCUACUCCCCUCGGUGGUACAGAUCCUGCGUGGCAGGAAAGCUACAGCAAGGCCCAUGAUCUUGUACAGCGGAUGAGUAUAUUGGAGAAGGUUAAUGUCACAACGGGCACGGGCUGGAUGAUGGGGCUAUGUGUAGGAAACACUGGCCCUGCUACCCGUGUCAACUUCCCAUCCCUUUGUCUACAAGAUGGUCCCUUGGGCCUUCGAUUUGCGGAAAACAUCUCUGCGUUCCCAGCUGGUAUCACAACUGGCGCAACAUGGAAUCGUGAGCUCAUGCGAGCCCGAGGUGUUGCGCUCGGUCGGGAAGCUCGCUUGAAAGGAGUGAAUGUGAUUCUUGGUCCUUCCAUGGGCGCAUUGGGAAUGAACCCCGCCGGCGGCCGUAACUGGGAGUCCUUUGGCUCGGACCCCGUCCUGCAGGGCGUUGCCGCGGCCGAGACCAUUCGAGGUAUUCAGCGCAACGGUGUGAUGGCAACAGCCAAGCACUUUGUGCUUAAUGAGCAAGAACAUUUCCGUCAACCCUUUGAGUGGGGCAUCCCGACGGCGAUGUCAUCUAAUAUUGAUGAUCGGGCAUUGCACGAAGUAUUCGUCUGGCCGUUCGCUGAAAGUGUUCGAGCGGACGUGGCGAGCGUGAUGUGUUCAUACCAGAUGGUAAAUAACAGUCACGCUUGUGAGAAUAGUAAGCUUCUUAAUGGCAUUCUCAAGGAUGAACUUGGAUUCCAAGGGUUCGUUCAAUCCGAUUGGCUUGCUCAGCGGUCGGGUGUUCAAAGUGCUUUGAGUGGUCUUGACAUGAGUAUGCCAGGAGAUGGUUUACAUUGGCAAGAUGGAGACUCACUGUGGGGUCCUCAUCUGACUCGCGCAGCUUUGAAUACUUCUGUUCCCAUGGACCGGCUUAACGAUAUGGUUACUCGUAUCGUGGCGGCUUACUAUCACUUCCGUCAAGAUACGUGGGAAGGCUCUCCAACGAAUGACAUCGUUGGUCCCAAUUUCUCAUCUUGGACUCAUGAGAGGAAUGGUAGCCUUCAUCCCGGUAGCCCAGAUGACCACACCAUUGAGGUGGUUAACUAUUUUGUCAAUGCACAGGGGAAAGCACCCCAUACGCACGGAAAUGUGGCUCGCAAGGUAGCAGCAGAGGGGAUUGUUUUGUUGAAAAACGUCGACGGCAUUCUUCCACUUUCACGCAAUGCAUCUCGUUCCACUGGAAAGUACCGUGUCGGUAUCUAUGGGGAAGAUGCGGGCCCUGGACAAGGCCCCAACUUCUGCGCCGACCGAGGCUGUAACCAGGGUACCUUGGCUUCUGGCUGGGGAAGCGGUGCCGUGAACUUCCCGUAUCUUGUCAAUCCUUGGGACGCUCUGAAGUCUGCUUGGUCAUCGGAAACAGUAGAUGCCCGGGCAUAUCUGACCAACAACGUGGCUGUGCAGGAUCUGGUUGAACAAGAUCUCUGCCUUGUUUUUGCCAACGCUGACGGAGGCGAAGGUUUCAUCAAGAUCGACGGCGUCAAUGGAGACCGUAACGAUCUUUUCCUGCAGCGAAAUGGGACCGGUCUGAUCGAGGGGGUGGCUCACCAUUGCGGUGGUGGUCGCGGCAAAACCAUUGUGGUGGUGCACUCCAUCGGACCCGUAAUCUUAGACCCCUGGAUUGAUCUUCCUGGCGUCGAUGCCGUUCUGUAUGCCAACCUGCCGGGCCAAGAAAGCGGAAAUGCGCUAGCCGAUGUUCUUUUCGGGGAUGUUGACGCUAGCGGACGGCUACCAUAUACCAUUGGCCGCUCAUUGGAAGACUACGGACCUGGCGCGCAGAUAUUGUACGAGUCCAGUGAGCCCGUGCCGCAAGUAUUCCUUACCCAGGGCCUCUAUCUCGAUUACCGGUACUUUGACAAGUUCAACGUCACUCCUCACUACGAGUUUGGCUUUGGUCUUUCCUACACUACCUUCGAGUUCGGAUCACUCCAAAUCGAGCAGUUGCAGGACAAGUCACGACUCCCUACAAAGCGUCUCAAGAACCAGAUCGAUCCUCCAAAGUAUGAGAACGUGCCCGAAAGUCCUUCUUCAUCUCUCUUCCCUUCGGACUUCAACAUCCUCGGCAAAUAUAUCUACCCCUACUUGAAGACUAGGGAAGGAACCAACGCCGGGAAAUACCCCUAUCCUGACGGAUACAAAGACAAACAACAUCCAUCCGCUGCAGGAGGCGGCCCUGGCGGAAAUCCUUCCCUCUACGAACCCAUGCUGCAGCUCUCCGUCGAGCUCACAAACACAGGCUCCCGGCCCGGAAAGGAAGUCAUCCAGAUCUACGUCUCCUUCCCCGCCAACGUCGUCGAAUCUCGCGGGUUUGGAAGAACCCCCGAACCAAUCGAGUUCCCCGACCGUGUUCUCCGAAACUUUGAAAAGGUGUCACUAGAGCCUAACGAAAAGAGGGUUGUCAAUAUGACAUUGACGCGGAAGGAUCUCAGCUAUUGGAGCGUCAGGCAACAGAACUGGGUACUUCCGACUGAGAAUUCGUUCCGUAUCUGGGCAGGGAGAAGCUCUCGGGAUCUACCGUUGGUGGCUGAAUUUUAG